This is a messenger RNA of Ciona intestinalis (vase tunicate), 1207 nucleotides long. RefSeq names its product tRNA-splicing endonuclease subunit Sen34-like. Lineage: Eukaryota; Metazoa; Chordata; Ascidiacea; Phlebobranchia; Cionidae. Gene Ontology annotation, molecular function: nucleic acid binding; tRNA-intron lyase activity. Gene Ontology annotation, biological process: tRNA splicing, via endonucleolytic cleavage and ligation; tRNA-type intron splice site recognition and cleavage. The record is from RefSeq and is a predicted model, not a curated record. Gene Ontology annotation, cellular component: tRNA-intron endonuclease complex.
UUGUAUAACUCGCGUCCUAUUAUUAUUACUUUAGCAUAGGAGAAGAUAGGUUAAAACAAAAUGCAAACUUUUUAUUUAGAAAUCAAAGGAAAUUUUAGGUCAAUUUUAUUGUUCUGUAAUUAAGUGUAUAGUAUUACUGUAACAUUCUCCCAUACAUAGUGGUUGGAUAUGGCAGAAGAUGGAAGUUGUGAACCUAACAUAGAAAUAUACUAUUGUCAUGGUAAAGUUCUAAUUUGGGACCAAAGUGUUGUUUCUUUUAUUCGAAAAAAACACCGGAUUGUAGGUAGCAAUGUCGGUUGCCUCACAACCAAACCAAGACAGAAUGCUCAGUUUGGGUUACCACUGCAGUUGACCAAUAUAGAGGCAAAAUAUUUACUAGAGCAUUGCAACGCUUGCUUAUUGGAUUCUUCUGUUUUCCCUCCUUAUGUUGAUUUAGAAGAAGAAGCAGAAAAGUCCAAGAGGAAACUGCAGGAGCAAUAUGAAAUCCAAACCAUCUUGAAACAAAACUUAAAAUUGGAUGAGAUAAAGAAUAUGAAAGGCCUGAUUAAGAAUGGUAAAAUAUCAAAACAAAAACAGCGAAAAAUGAUAAGUGAAGAUAAAGAAUUGAACAAACAAGAUGGGACAAUAACCGAAACCAACUCAGAAGAGGUCUUUAAUGAAAAACAGUUCAAACAAUUUGCUGAGUCCGAGUUAAAAAAAGUUGAGCGCUAUGGGCAAGAACAAACUUGGAUAAAAAUGGAACAUAAAAGUAAAUUCUCAUCUUUUAUGCAGAAAAUUGAUCAUACGAAAAUAAAACUCACAGAAGAGGAAAGCAAACUUUAUCUGAUAUUUUGUGACUUGCACAAUCAGGGCUAUUUUCUAACAGAUGGUGUUAAGUUUGGUGGAAACUUUCUUGUGUACCCAGGGGAUCCUGGUUUAUACCACUCUACUUAUAUUUUAUUACAUAUUCCUUAUGAGAAAGAAAUUUCGGCAACUGAAUUUGCAACUUUUGGACGAUUAGCUAGUAGCGUUAAAAAGACUUUGUUAUUAGCGUCAAUCGACAAAGAAAAUAAAGUUGUUUAUUCUUCUAUGUCAUGGUCUGGUAUUGUUUAAAGUUGUAUUUAAAACUUUUUAAAGUAUUUCUAAUUUAAAAAUUGCAUAUUUGCAUCGAUUUAUGGGUACAUUUUGCCUACAAAAUUAUAUUAUGAAAUAAACAAUAUUCAGUAAA